GGGGGAUGAGGAGAGUGCUUCCGUUCGUCGUCUGUCCUUGUGCCAAACCCUACGUGUCUGAAACUCGGUCAAAAUGCCCAAGAAGAAGACAGGACAGCGCAAGAAGGCAGAAAAGCAGAGACUUCGACAGAAGGAGAUUCGAUCCGCCCGCGACAAUGUUCCUCUUGCCAAAUAUCCUUGCAACGCGUCGAUGGAAUGCGACAGAUGCGAAAGGAAGCAGAAGAAUCGUGCAUUUUGCUAUUUCUGCCAGAGUUUGCAGAGGCUACCACAAUGUGCUCAUUGUGGUAAAGUGAAGUGCAUGCUGAAGACAGGAGACUGCUGCGUCAAACACCCUGGCCAGUUUUCAACUGGAAUGGGCAUGGUGGGUGCCAUUUGCGACUUCUGUGAAGCUUGGGUGUGCCAUGGACGCAAGUGCCUGACAACUCAUGCCUGUACUUGUCCACUGCAAGAUUCGGUUUGCAUUGAGUGUGAGCGAGGCGUAUGGGAUCACGGCGGCCGAAUGUUCCAGUGCUCAUUCUGCAAUAAUUUCCUAUGUGAAGACGAUCAGUUUGAACAUCAAGCCUCCUGCCAAGUGAUUGAGUCUGAAAACUUGAAAUGCCAAUCCUGCAACAAGCUGGGUCAAUACUCUUGCCUGCGUUGCAAAGUGUGCUUCUGUGAAGAUCAUGUACGAAGGAAAGGCUUCAAGUACGAGAAAGGAAAGACCAUUCCUUGCCCGAAAUGUGGCUAUGAUACCUCUCAAACUAAGGACCUCAGCAUGUCAACUCGGAGUCACAAGUUUGGUCGUCAAGGCCUUGGGGGCGAUGAUGAUGAUGAUGAGGGUGGAUCUGGAUAUGGCUACUAUGGAGGCACUGCCAGCUAUGGAGAUGAUGAAGAUGAUGAUGAGGAUUAUUCUGGAGGUUCUGAUGAUUCCUACACUGAUUCUGAUGAUUCUGAUGAUGACUCUGAUGAUGAUGAUGAGGAGGAUGAAGAGGAUAAGGAAGAUAAAGAAGAGGACAAGAGCAAAAAGGAUGUGGCAAAGUAAACAGGGUCUAAGCAUGUUGGUGUCUAGGGAAAUAAUGUGCAAUGUCACAUUGACAAUAGAAGGGUACAAUAUUCCAAAUGAAGUCUUCCUCGUGCCUUCUAAUGGAUUAUUUUGCAACUUAUGUACAU
Thrips palmi is the source of this 1149-nucleotide messenger RNA. It is a transcript of the gene Noa36, whose product is annotated as zinc finger protein 330 homolog. NCBI's taxonomy places the organism in Eukaryota, Metazoa, Arthropoda, Insecta, Thysanoptera, Thripidae. Gene Ontology annotation, cellular component: nucleus. The transcript has 7 exons. The record is from RefSeq and is a predicted model, not a curated record. The coding region runs from base 74 to 1021 and encodes 315 amino acids. Gene Ontology annotation, molecular function: zinc ion binding.